Messenger RNA from Erpetoichthys calabaricus (reedfish), 2668 nucleotides. Its product is annotated as OX-2 membrane glycoprotein-like. NCBI's taxonomy places the organism in Eukaryota, Metazoa, Chordata, Cladistia, Polypteriformes, Polypteridae. The record is from RefSeq and is a predicted model, not a curated record. The coding region runs from base 82 to 924 and encodes 280 amino acids. Gene Ontology annotation, molecular function: cell-cell adhesion mediator activity. The transcript is spliced from 5 exons.
GCUAGGGUUAUCCCUCUCACCCAUCACUUCAUAAACGACUCGCAAACUGUCCUGAGCCGAGGUUUCGCUUUUAGUUUAGACAUGAGCGUCUUUCUUAUCUUUUCGAUCUGUCUUCUGAAAGAAGGAUUUGCAGCUGUGGUGGACACAUCUGCAACGGUGGAUGCGAGACUAAACGAAGACGUGGAGCUAGGAUGUCGAUUACAAGAGUCCAAGUCUAUCAAUCAGAUCACCUGGCAGAAGAUCACCGGAAGCGCUGUGAAUAACCUGGCUACCUACAGCGAAUACUUUGGGGCGAAAGUUUUGGAACCAUACGAACAGCGAAUAAACAUUUCGACAGCAUCUCUUAAUGUAACAUCGAUCAGGAUAAAAGGAGUGCGAUCUGAAGAUGAAGGAUGUUACCGAUGUUUAUUCAGCGAAUAUCCGACUGGCUCUGUGACUGGGAAGACGUGUCUCGUAGUACAUGAACUUUAUGAUAUAACAACAAAAUCCUCCAACAUCUCUGCAACUGAAGACACAUAUUUCCUGAUGUGCUCUGCCACCGGCAAGCCGGCUCCGGAGGUGUUCUGGAGAACAUCUGAAAACAAAACUCUUACUGCAGAGGAGCAGCGCACUGAUAACGGGAACGGGAGAGUGACGGUCAUAAGCAACUUAACGUUAAAAUACUCUGAUGGUGUAUACGGAGGAGUAGACUGCAUAGUGAAGCAUCCUGCACUACAGAAUGCCGAAAGCAGACAUUUCGUUCUACUGUACGAGAAAACAGAUGAACCAGCGAAAAAGCAAGGCUCAUAUUUAGUAGAAGUUGUAAUCUUCUCUAUUUUUGGAGCAGUUGUUCUCUACUGCAUAUACAGAUACAAAACGAAAGGAACAAAUAUACACAAGGAAAUGAUGGAAAGGAAUCAGUGCGGUCCACUUUUCCGUGUCUGAAACAGUCUUGGCUGAAUGGACAUACAGUGGGGACAUUUCAACAUUUACUUCACUGAAAUACACUACUUUUAUUUAUUUUAUAAGGAUAUUUAUUAAACAAUGCAAUCUUUUAGUGUGUAUUAUACAGUGUCAUCAAUUUACUUUCAAGUUUUUGCUAAUUUCCUUUCAGUAUAUACAUAUUCAGAUUCUAAGCUAGACAUUUUAUUGUUUGUGGGUAAAAGAGAAACUGUGCAGAUCAAAUGCCUUUGCUCUUUAGUUUGAGUGUGUCUUAUAAUUGUCUAAUGUGAGAAAUCUAGAUUAAUGUUUUUGGCAAUGUUUACAAUUCAGUUUUGAAUAUGUCAGUAAUUGUUAUAGUUAUCUUAUUUACAUGUUUGCACAACUAAAUCAACCUAGUAUUAUGAAGUACUGAGAAAGUGGUAAUUGAUAAAUGUGAAGGAAGUGAAAUUAUCAGUAAAUAAUGGCAAAAAAAAGCCUUCUUUUGUGGUCAGUAUGAUACCUUACUAGCUAAAGAGCUGUAAAUUGUAAGAGAGUAUAGAUAGAUAGAUAGAGAGUGAGUGAGUGAGUGAGCGAGAGAGCGAGCGAGCGAGCAUGUACAUACAUAUAUACUUUAUAUGUCCAAAGGGGGGAAUUCCCUUUAAUUCCAAGUGACUCACUUCAGCUACCUUGGCUUCACUUGAACAAAUAUUGCACUGUAUGUUUAUAACGCUUUGAAAUGAGGUUCACUGUGAUGGCUGCUAUAUUCAAUCAAGCCUGUUCUGUUACGGCUUGUUUUCUGUUAUUUUGUUCAGGUCUGACGCAAUGCUCUGUAAAUUCAGUUAGUCACACGUGUUGUACAGUAGUUUUCUACCUCGAUUCUUAUAUUGCACUUUUAAAUAUUGUGAAUUAUGUUGAUGUAAAUAAAAUGUACAUUUUGAAGUUAUAAAAAUAAUAGACUACUACUAACCGAAAAGAGAAUGCCACUUAAGUAUUAUAUUAUUCAUAAAAAAUCUGUUCACAAAUAUUUUACUCAUGGCUUGCACAAGCCCUUGAAAGUGAUCAAAUGUAGCUUUGAAUGCUAACACUUUGCAGUUGGGACUACCUUUAAUGCCGCUAUUCGUCAGCCAUGCCAUAUACAAAAGUCUUAAUAGUUUGUUUCGGUUUUACCAAACGCCAAGUGAAGUAGCCAUUCCUGUGUUUCUACAGUGUGGUACAUUAGUAGUUAGUGACUGUGUAUUCUUAAAAAUGACUUGUGAAGAAAGGCUUUAUUUGGUCUUAUCAUUUGUUUUUAUAUUUGCUGGCCGUUUAUGUAAGUUUGGAUUGCUUAAAGACAUUAUGUCAGUCCACUCCAACCUGUCCAAAGUGAGAUUACUCAAACAAUAUUUUUAAUCCCUUAUUCUUAAAUGUAUAUUUAUUUAUCUUAAUUGAAAACUAUUUAAAAAAAUACAGAUUAUUAAAAGGUUUUAAUUAUUGUCUUUUUGGCAUUUAUUGCUCUCUUCAUUUUAAUUAAAGGUAUGGUAAUACUUCUUCUUUAGAAUGAAUAGAAACUGUGUAAAGUAUUAAAUCAAAAUUUUGAUUAAACAAGUCCCAGACCAAAUGCUUUUGGAAGUUAGUAGGGCAUUAGGACAAUGUUUUUGUAGCCCACAUUUUAGAGAGAAUCCUUAUUUCUGUUUACUAUUAACUAAUGAAGUGUAUUGCAGAAUUAGAUGAAUAGUACUUUCUAAGUCAAUAAGACCAAACAAAGCUUUUGUUCAGAUCAUGCUAUUUA